Molecule: messenger RNA, 5253 nt
Organism: Salvelinus namaycush (lake trout)
Lineage: Eukaryota; Metazoa; Chordata; Actinopteri; Salmoniformes; Salmonidae
Product: zinc finger protein 711-like
Exons: 12
Coding region: 307-3414 (1035 amino acids)
Biological process (GO): regulation of transcription by RNA polymerase II
Cellular component (GO): nucleus
Molecular function (GO): DNA-binding transcription factor activity; RNA polymerase II cis-regulatory region sequence-specific DNA binding; metal ion binding
Source: RefSeq, a predicted model, not a curated record
GCGCUAAACGAGGCCACGCAUUGUCUGGCCCUCCCGCCCUCGGUUGCGAGCGAGCAACGUGAUUGGCCCAGGCCUCGGAAAGAGUGCCCGGGGAUCCAAAUGUACAGGCCGCAUUUAUCUUAGUGUCGAAAAAUAAACCCAAACAAUAACAGACACAACCGAGAAAGGAGACAUAUCGACGAUCCAUUUGAAGGAGUCCAUAAUAAGGGUGCUCUCUCCCAAUGGAAGGAAGAAACACCAGCAACACACUGUUCUUAUUUUAGAGUGCAUUGGCAUCAAAUGUGAAGCUUUUUUAAGAUCAAAGAGAUGGACCACGGCGGAGGGAUCCUGGAGCUACACACACAGGAGUUAAAGAUGCCUCACACCAUGAUCAUGCAAGACUUUGUGGCAGGAAUGAGGGGUCUGGCCCACAUCGACGGGGAUCACAUUUUGGUGUCUGUGCCUGAUGGCAUGCUCCUGUCUGACGUCAUGACGGACGAAGGCAUCCUGCUGGAGCACGGCCUGGAGGUGCAGGGCCUGGAGACGGAGGUGGAGGUGGAAGGCCUGGAGACGGAAGUUGAAGGCUUUGGAGCGGAGGUGGUGGAGAUAGAGACACAGAUGGUUGAGGGCCUCGAGACGGAGGUGGUUGAAGGCCUGGAGGUCGAGGGCCUGGAGGCGGAGGUGGAAGUCGAGGGCCUGGAGGCGGAGGUGGAAGUCGAGGGCCUGGAGGCGGAGGUGGAAGUCGAGGGCCUGGAGGCGGAGGUGGAAGUCGAGGGCCUGGAGGCGGAGGUGGAAGUCGAGGGCCUGGAGGCGGAGGUGGAAGUCGAGGGCCUGGAGGCGGAGGUGGAAGUCGAGGGCCUGGAGGCGGAGGUGGAAGUCGAGGGCCUGGAGGCGGAGGUGGAAGUCGAGGGCCUUGAGGAAGAGGUGGAGGUCCUAGAGGAAUAUCUAGAGACUGAGGUGAUUGAAGGCCCUGACAUCGGACACGAACACUUGCUGGGUUCCGAAGUGGCCAUCGAGGAGGCUAUAGACUCUCACCAUCAACAUGUUCUAACCUCAGACCUCAUCCAGGGCUCAGUCCACCAUCACCACCACCACAUGCCAGACCAGCUUUUUGUGGAGCACCAGGAGGAGGAGGACGGUUUGGACCAGGAGGUGUCGGUGGGGGAGGAGGAGACAGUGAUCCAGGCCCACGAGGAGCUGCCGGUGGACGUGGAGGCUGUCUCUCUGCAGACUGAUGAGGACUACCUCAUGAUCUCCUUGGACGACGUUGGUGAGAAGCUGGACAGAGGAGACACUCCUCUAGAGAUCACUACUGAGGUGAUGCAUGGCGAAGAAUCCAACAAGGAGGGGUCCGAGGUCAUCAAGGUCUACAUCUUCAAAGCAGAGGCUGAUGACGAUGUGGAGAUAGGUGGGACCGAGGUGGUGUCUGAGAGUGACUUCCAUAACGGCCACCAUGCUGUGUUGGAACAUGGCCGGGGGGAGAGGAUGGUCUACAUGGCUGUGAAGGACCACGCCCAGUCAGACCACGCCCAGUCAGAGGAAGAUAUCAAUGUGUCAGACAUGGCAGAGCAGGUGUACAUGGAGGUGAUUGUAGGAGAGGAGGAGACCUCUGCAGUCCAGGAGAACCAGCUAAAUGACUCUCCAAACAGCAAGAUGUUAGCCCCUGUCUCCUGGGCUGCUGCCUACGAAUUUGACAGUACGUCUGACCGACCUCAAAAGCGCAGACCACGUGUAACCACGCCAGCCAGGACCUCCACAUCCGGCUUCUUCACCUGUGGAUGGUCUGAAACGAGCCACCCAGACAAGCUGAUGAAACUGUGGGUUUGCACAACCGAAGAAUGUCUGCACAAACUGUCAGAAACAGUCUCCGGGAGGUCUACGUUCUCCGCCUCCAUCACCUCAUGUUUCAGCAUGAUAACGCAUGGCCCCAUGUCGCAAGGAUCUGUACACACCACCAUAAGGCAGGUGGUGGUCACACCAGAUAACAACAGUGUGGACACAGUGAAGAAUGGAGGGACCAGGCCAUACCUUCAGAUCAGAGACGGUCAGGGCACCAACAGAGCCCUCAAACAGAAGAUCAAGAAGAAGAAGAGGAAUGGCGAGACACGGCAGUGCCAGACCGCUGUGAUCAUCGGUCCAGACGGCAUGCCCCUGACCGUCUACCCCUGUCACAUCUGUGGUAAGAAGUUCAGGUCACAAGGCUUCCUCAAGUGUCACAUGAAGAACCAUCCUGACCACCACGUUAAGAAGUACCAGUGUACCGACUGUGACUUCACCACCAACAAGAAGGUCAACUUCCACAACCACCUGGAGUCCCACAAGCUACUGGUCCAUCACAGAGACAGAACCUCUUCCCCAGACUACCCAGAAUACAACAGGACCACCCCAGAGUACCCAGAAUACAACAGGACCACCCCAGAGUACCCAGAAUACAACAGGACCACCCCAGAGUACACAGAAUACAACAGGACCACCCCAGAGUACACAGAGUACACCCGGCGUUACCACGAAGACAGCCAGCUAGGGUCUAACAAGCUGAUCCUGAGGGACAAGGAGUCCAAACUGCACCACUGUAAGUACUGUGACUAUGAGACUGCAGAGCAGGGGCUCCUUAACCGCCACCUAUUGGCCGUUCACAGUAGGAAUUUCGCCCACGUGUGCGUGGAGUGCGCUAAAGGCUUCCGUCACCCGUCAGAGCUCAAGAAGCACAUGCGGACCCACACAGGCGAGAAGCCGUACUGCUGCCCGCACUGUGACUUUCGCUGUGCAGACCAGUCCAACCUAAAGACUCACAUCAAGAGCAAGCACGGUGCCGACCUGCCUUUUAAGUGUGGCCACUGCCCCCAGGCCUACGCAGACGAGGGGGAGCUGCAGCGGCACACAGAGAUGGUGCAGGGACACAAGACCCACCAGUGUCCCCACUGUGAACACAAGAGCACCAACUCCUCUGAUCUAAAACGACACAUUAUAUCUGUUCACACCAAAGACUUCCCUCACCAGUGUGACGUGUGUGAGAAGGGCUUCCACCGGCCCUCUGAGCUGAAGAAACACUCCGAGACGCACAAGGGCAGCAAGGUGCACCAGUGCAGGCACUGUAACUUCACGACCUCUGACCCUUUCACCCUCAGCAGACACAUCCUGUCCGUUCACACCAAGGACCUCCCCUUUAAGUGUAAACGCUGCCGGCGAGGGUUCCGCCAGUCCGCGGAGCUGAAGAAACACAUGAAGACCCACAGCGGGAGGAAGGUGUACCAGUGUCAGUACUGCGAGUACAACAGCCCGGACGCUUCAGGAUUCAAACGCCACGUGAUCUCGAUCCACACCAAGGAAUACCCCCACUGCUGUGACUACUGUUGUAAAGGCUUUAGAAGGCCCUCGGAGAAGAGUCAGCACAUAGCCAGACAUCACAAAGAUAUGCUGAUGGAACGUUGUUAAUACAAUGUUGACACAACGUUACCCGGACAGACAGACUGACACACUCACUCCUUAGUCUAUGUAGACCUUUUUCACACCACGAAGGGGGAACACAUUUAGGCAGUUGAUAAGGAUGGAAUGGUACAUUUAGACUGCUAGCGAUGAUAACAUUCUGACUGCUUCUCUUUUUCUACUGGUUGUAUAGAGUAGGAAUCGGUCUCACCAGACCCCCCCAUUCCCUCUCCCCCAGGUGUAAUCAAACUAAGCAUGUGGUGGAAGUUGGUGAAGUUUAAAACCAGUGUAUAUGUUGUCAGUGGGGCGCCUGUCACUCUUUCUGUAUUUAUUUAUCUGCAGAGAGAGGAUUCACCAUAUGAUGACAUUUUUUUUUUCAGGGUCUCAAAAUAUGUCUGUGUAUACCUGUUGAAUUUCUGGGAGAAAGAAAUGGACAGAAGGACGGCGUCCUCUAAUAUAGGAUGUGGUUAUGUGAGAUCGUCAUUCAGGCCUGUUCUUCUCUAUCUCACCAGACUGUAUCUGGAUCAAACUAGUGGAUCAAACUAGGAUGUGGUUAUGUGAGAUCGUCAUUCAGGCCUGUUCUUCUCUAUCUCACCAGACUGUAUCUGGAUCAAACUAGUGGAUCAAACUAGUGGAUCAAACUAGUGCAUCAAACUAGUGCAUACUGGAGAGCUGCAAGGCUCUGCUACCGACUAGUAUCUUCAAACCUGGGUUCAAAUCAUUUUAGAACUAUUUCUUAUACCUUUAGCAUUUCCUUUAUCCUGCCUAGAGUGGACUUUUGCGAAUCGGUUGGUUCCGUUGUGCCAGGCAAGCCCAGCGACGGUAUGUAUUUGAAAUGAUUACAAAUAGUUUUUGAACCCAGGUCUAAGUAUCCUCCCAAUAACCUGGUUUAUACCCUAAUACCAUUUGUUUUAAAGGCAAUCUGAAUCACAAUCAUGUCAUUAUGAGCCUGUGGGCCCUGUUUGGGUGGUCCACCUCUGAGGUCAGAGUGGAACAAUGUUUACACAAGCACCUUAACCUAUGAGCUACGAAACCAACUCAUUUUUUAAAACAAAUAGAACUUUGUUUUGUUUCUUAACAGUGCCAAUUUAUUAUUAAUUAAACUUGUUUAAUGUUUUGGUGUUUGGUGGACAGAUGGUUCUGUAUGUUUGGUAAAAACUUUGGCAGUUGUCACCACUGUUUUUUGACCUUGUGAAUGCCACUGUAAGUUGUGUAUAUGAUGUGUAUGUGUCUUCACAUAGAACACAGAUGUGGUCACACACAAGCCAACCAUCCGAUGGUCAUGUCUUAUGUUCUGUUUCUCCUCAUGCACUGAGCUCUGCUAAAACAGACAUCUGAAAAGUAAAGUGAUUUUAAGUCUCAAACAUAUGCCGUGUAAAGAGAUUGUGUGUUUGAUUCAGUAGAAAGCACUUUAACUAUUGUUUUGUUCAUUUGACAUGUACGGUGUAUAAUAUAUAUUCCCUGAAUGAGACAAUAUGAGUGUUGGAAAAGGGUUGUGGGUAUUUCAGGGCCCGGAGUGGGACGGUAGCGGACAGUAUUCAUCUAAAUGUAUUAUCAAUAGAAAGCUGUCUAAUGAACUCUUCUGUUUUGAUAUCUGAUAGGUAAUUGGUUGGUCUUUCUGUUGAGAUUUCUGCUCACUGGUGUCCAGCAACCCCACAGUCACUUAAGUACAAUGGUGGAGAGAUUGUCGUUGGAGUAUUAAAGUGUGCACAUAGUAGGCUGGCCAUGAAAUGAAUUGUGUAAAAAAAAAUGUAUGCAUUUUCUAGAUUUUUUUUGGUUGUCUAAUUUUUGUCUGAUUGUUCAGAAACUACUGGUGAGGAGCAACCAAAAUAAACAAUUAUCUUUUUA